AUGGGUGAAAAAGGUUACCACUUCUGUAGUGUAGCAGUUCAAAAUAGAGGAAGUGGUCCAAAUGAAGUCCUCAAAUGUGAGGACAAAAUAAGGACCACUUGUGGAUCAAACAGACUGUAUUUGAGCAAAUGCGAGGUGGACUACAUGGCCCAAAAAGCACAUAUAAUUGGGGGUGGGCCCAAACUCAAUUCAACUCUGGACAGGUAG
Sphenostylis stenocarpa is the source of this 207-nucleotide messenger RNA. The record is from the annotation of a GenBank genome assembly. Lineage: Eukaryota; Viridiplantae; Streptophyta; Magnoliopsida; Fabales; Fabaceae.